UUCGUCUUUUCCGUGUUGGAAAUGAAAAAAUCUUGCGGUGUUAACCGAGUGAUUGGAUCUAGGAAGAAUAGGUACACCUUUUUCUGCAUUUCCAGUACCAAUGGGAGUAGUCUCUUGGUGGUUCAACGGCGGAGACUCUGAACUAGUGCUAGUAUUCCUAGGAUAAACUUCUAAGGCUCACACGUCCGGGACUUAUUUAUUUCUUGCCGGCACUCUUUUGAAUGAAGAAUAACCAAAUGAGCUCCUGAAAAGCCAAACAAGUUUCAUAAUAAUCAAGGUUAAAGAAGGAAUAUCCAUGCCUCAACCAAGCAAGGACACUGUUGAUCAUACAAAGAUGGUGUUCAACUUUGACAAUGCAUUGCCUGGUGUUAACGUCAAGGAUGGCGGAUUGCUUACAACUAUGACCGCGGAUAAACUUCCUUUGCUCGGAAAAGUUGGACUUGGUGCCAAUGUGGUGAAGUUGGAUGCUAAUGCCAUGUCCUCACCAAUGUACACUAUUGAUUCAUCAGUCCAAUUGACUUACAUUGUGAAAGGAAGUGGAAGAGUUCAAGUUGUGGCCCUUGUGGGUAUUGCCGGGAAACGAGUAUUGGAUGCAGAAGUUCAGACUAGUCAUUUGUUCGUCGUGCCCAAAAUUUUCGUACUCACUGAAAUCGGAGAUGGAGAAGGAAUGGAAAUUUUCUCUGUUGUGACGUCUCCACGGCAAGCACCAUUUUCAUUGCCAUUCACACACUUGAGCCUAAGAAUACUAAUUUUACUAUUUGUAUGUAUGUAUAUCUCUUUCUUUGCAGGCUUGUAUCUGAACAGUUCGCUGGGAAUACAUCAGUUUCGAAAGCUUUGAGCUAGUUUGAUUUUCUA
Cornus florida is the source of this 855-nucleotide messenger RNA. RefSeq names its product cocosin 1-like. Lineage: Eukaryota; Viridiplantae; Streptophyta; Magnoliopsida; Cornales; Cornaceae. The record is from RefSeq and is a predicted model, not a curated record. The coding region runs from base 296 to 838 and encodes 180 amino acids. The transcript has a single exon.